CACCGUCAGUACGAACGCGCCCGUUGGCUGUGCGCAUGCGUGAUUUGCGACCAUAUUGUCGUUGCUAUGGUGACGUGAUUGUAAUCAAAUAAACAUCCAAUAAGAAACUUGUGAAAAUUCAGAAAAAAGAAACAAAAUAGAUUGUAGUGAAGUGAUAAUUUUUUAUGUGUUGUCAUAAAAUUAUGACCUGAGGCGGUGUGGGUGUCAACUGGAGUCUUAGUGGACCAAGCCGAACCCUCGGAGCUUCUGUUUUGAUUGUGCUGGUGUCGAUAUGGGGUGGGAGUGGUGUUUAUUAGCCCUUUUGGGCAUCGUCGUUGCACAGGGUCCGGAGAAAAGACGGACAGGGAACGUUUGCAGCGUGGAUAUGGAUUGCCCUGACAAUGCGUUUUGCCGACAGAGCAGCUACUGUGUUUGCAAAGAUGGAUUCGUAUAUGCGGCUGUUAACAGCACACAUAAGGGUUGUUUGAAAGAGGGACGCUUCGGUGAGAGUUGCGCUCAGCAUAUUCAGUGCCACUCGACUAUGGGUGUGCACGCGCAGUGCUCGCCCAAUGGUCUAUGCGCGUGUAUGCCGAACGCGCACCUCGAAGACGAGAGAUGUUAUGAAACGGCGGUGGUCGGUGAACGGUGUCUUGUGGAUCAGAAUUGCUACCUGGGCCAAACGGGACCGGACCGCCAGGCGUUCUGUGUCCGCGGCUAUUGCACCUGCCAGCUACAAUACAGCCCACGGGACAAUGGUACCAGAUGCGUUCGCGACGCAACGUUGGGCGAGCCGUGUGAAGAUCAACUGCAGUGCGCCGGCGCAGGACUCCAGUGUCAAGGCACGUGCCGUUGCCGAGAACGCUGGGUCGCCAACAACCACACCAACUCGUGCGUCGAAGCGGUGAAAGCCCUGAACGACCCAUGCGAGUACGACGUGCAGUGUGCGGGGCUGGUGGGCGCGGGGGAUUCAAUGCCGGCGGCGAGCCUAGCGCUGUGCCUCGGCGGCACCUGCUCGUGUGCAUACAGCGCACACGCAGCCGGCUCCCCACCGCGCUGCUGGCCGCGCCGCCGUCCCGGCCAGGACUGCAGACGGGACGAGGAGUGCGUGUCAGAGGAAGAUGAACCGGGAUACUGUCUGUCCGGUCGCUGUACUUGCAAGACUUGUGCCCCGGAUGCAAGUGACUUCGGCGGCGCGAACACGCUCCCCCGUCCUACACUGCUCGCCGCCGCCAUCUUGUCGAUCGCCGCCAUUUUGCGACAAUGACCGCCAUACUAGUAACGAAAGGAAGCGUUAGUUAUUUUGUUGAUAAUUACAGAUUUUAUUAUCUGCGUGUGGAUGUAUCACGAGUCUUAAUCGAACUUGACCACGAAAACAUAAACGUAUUCGAGACAGAGUUAAAAUUUUCAGAACUGUAACAGUGGUUACCGCAAAUCAAUCAUCAAUUAAUAGUUCAAGACAUUUUGAAUAAUAUAUUAAAUAGGAUAGAAUAAAUUUGUAUUAAAUAAGGAAUAAACACCUCCUAAGAAUUUUACCAAGCACCUUAUGUAUAUUGUUGAUUGUUUAGAGAUAAAGUUCGUUGUUAAAUAAAAUAAAUGAAACACCGCUAUCAAGUACCUAUUUACAUUUUAUAAAAAAAAAAAAUUAGAACGACAAAUAAUCAAAAACAUUUAAAUUUAAAAUAAAAUCAGUUUAAAAUGACAAAUAAUUUUCUCACACAUUGUGCAACACAGUGGCGAUUUACAGUUUCCGUUAUGAUGAAAAAGAAUUUAAAUACAAUAGAAUUUCAAUUUAUUAAUACAUAAUAUCCAACGAUAUGUCCAUAUACAAAUAAGAAAAAUAUCAACCACUGACGAGAGAACGAAAUAUUUUUUUAAAUGAAUAUUAAACUUGGAUAAUAAAAUUUUGUGGACAAAACUAUACUAUAUACUAAAACAUUAAAAUACUUUUGUGUACUUUAUUUUGAAUAAUUGUGAAGAACCAAUUUUAGUAUUAUUAUAAUUUAACGUCGACUAUUUAAAAUUACUUGAUCGAAUGCAUGGAUAAUAUUCUUUUUUUUUUUAAAUAAUAUCUAAUUAUAGACGGUAUCUACAAUAUGGUCAUGAUUGAUGAAUUACUUAAUAAAAUAUAAAAUAAAAUACCUUAAUUCGCGUGAGCAGCUCUACAAAUUACACAAAUGAUAUCGUAAAAUCGAUAGCAAUAAAAUUGUAAAUCGGUAUUUGAGAAUCUGUAACACUAAGCACAAAGUAAUUUAUUAGGUUGUUAACUCGUUUGUAGAUUCAAAGUUUAUUGUAAGUUGUAAAUAAGUUGUUGAUAACUGUAAAUUUUUAAUAAGCAUAUAGUUUAUUUAAUCAGUUUUAUCUUCCGAUGAAUUAGACGCAGUAUUUUUGGAGUGCAAUUUUAUAUCUAUUUGUACAGACAGUAACGAAUGGGUAGAUUCUAUGCCAAAGAAGUGUACACAAGAUAAUGUGAGUUAUGUUGUAAAUAAAUAUUUAUUUUGGAGGACCA
Galleria mellonella (greater wax moth) is the source of this 2485-nucleotide messenger RNA. RefSeq names its product multiple epidermal growth factor-like domains protein 10. The coding region runs from base 272 to 1243 and encodes 323 amino acids. NCBI's taxonomy places the organism in Eukaryota, Metazoa, Arthropoda, Insecta, Lepidoptera, Pyralidae. The record is from RefSeq and is a predicted model, not a curated record. The transcript has 8 exons.